Molecule: messenger RNA, 11069 nt
Organism: Amoebophrya sp. A120
Lineage: Eukaryota; Dinophyceae; Syndiniales; Amoebophryaceae
Source: the annotation of a GenBank genome assembly
AGAUGCAGUGACAGCACUGACCAGGGUAUUUGGCGUUUUUUUUUCCGGAUAUUAGGUAGUACGAUGCUGAUUUGUUUAAAAAGUCAGUCAUAAAAAUUUUAAAACUAAAAACUUUUCUUUUCUUCAUCAUUUUUCUCGACGUCCAAGAGUUGAGCGUUGUCCCCCGCUGACCACCUGGCUUGGUUCAUCAUCCCGAGAAUGAAUUCGAACUCGGUUUUUGUCCGGAUUCGCCCAGUGGAAGUGAACACGUCCAGCACGACAAAAAAUCCGCCAAAAGACGAGGUGAUUUGUUGGUGCCCGAGUAAUUGCACCAAAAAGGACCGCCUUUUCUUCGACCGGGGAACGGUUCUGGAAGAGUACCGUUUUCCAACGGUACUGGCGCCGCAGGAUGAUAACAAAGCAUUGUUUGACGCGCUGAACAGUCGGAAAAAGGUCGUAAUCGAGAAAAAAAUAGAUCAAGACGGCGAGGACGAACUACAGCAGGAAGGACCUUGCUCAUCGCGACAAGACAAUCAACUCGCAGAUGACGCCCCACAAGCAAAACCUCCUUCUUCGCAAAAUGAUGAAAAUCCGGAUCAAGAUUUGGACACCAUUACCUGCAACGUGUUCCAGGGCAUUAACGAGACCAUUUUUUGCUACGGGCAAACCUCGUCCGGAAAAACCCAUUCGGUGUUUGGGUCGGAGCAGGAACCGGUAUGCAUUGCAAAACUAUCGUACUAGUAUAAAUUGCAUUGCAAAUUUUCCCAAGAACAAAAAUGCAAUUUGUCAUGCUAUUUCAGGUAGAAAGUUGGAUUUGUCAUGCAUAUCUGCAAUUAGUACGAGUGCGAUACUUUUGCACAGGAUAACCGGGCUUGAGUCACCACUUCGUCCGCAGUCUGUUCAACUACAAAAACGUACCAAGAAGAAAAAUCCCCCCUCCCCACAUCAAAACGAAGUUUCUGAUGCUGGAUUUCCGUACACAAGACAGAGCUGUCUUGCAGUAGAGCAUUGCAGGCAUAUGCCGCGCCUGAGUGCAGAGCUUCUGACGUGGACGCUUAGCAUCACAAAUGUCUAUGCUGUAGCCCAAGCAGCAUCACAAACCGUCCGCAUAAUGCGGCGGAGACCGUAGAGUUGCCUUCUUGCAAGACAAAAAAGAUUUGGGGUCACAAAUCAGCAUUACAAAUUUUCUGAGAAGUACCUUUUUGAUAUGGGGAGGGAGAAUUUUUCCUUUUGAUAAAACGCCCUGGCCGCCUCCGCGUCGGUGGAUUUUCUCGAGGUGAAAUGCUUCGAGAUUUUCGGCGACACCCUGACCGAUUUGCUGCCAGAGCAAGUUCUGGAAGCGUUUUCUCCACCGCCAAGAAGAGGUGCAGCUCGUGGUGGCGGUGCCACGUCGGCCGCCGGGGGUGGUGGACAACAACAGGGCGCGUUCCGGACAGAGCAAAUCUUCUUGAAAACGAAUCGGUUUUCGUAUAAAGUGGCACGCUGUCGCACCGCGCUGGAAUGUCUGGAUCUGCUGGAGCAUGCCGUAAGAAGUUCAAGUUUUUUUAUUUUUUUGAUAUCUGUGCUCAAGGAUAAGUUGGCUGUGGUAGAUUAGAAGUUGCAUGGUGACGACAUCAAAAGCAGGAGUUUUGACGAACCCCCCGAAAAUACUACACCUUCGUACUAGGACAAAAUACCACCACCUUGAAACUCAAUGUUGCUGCAGGUGACCAAUCGCAAAUCUGGAGCCUCCUCGAUGAACAUGCGGUCGUCGCGUAGCCACUGCAUUCUGCAGAUAAGUGCGGACCGAAAGCAUCGCCGGGAAAACGUGAGAACCAAAGGCACCCUCACGCUCGUGGACUUGGCGGGCUCUGAGCGCGAAUUUUCCGCUGCGAGUGCCCCGCCGGGACUUCUGUUGACAGCAGCUGGAGGUGGUCAACAAGUUGGCCUACCAGGAUCUGGAUCUUCUGUCCUUCCUGGUAGUUGCACUUCUACAGCCUUCCCGGAGCAAGAGGAUUUAGCUUCUGCUGCACUUUCGACGAGUCAAAAAUCGUCUCGCAACAUUCUCAACACCUCGCUGAGCACGCUCACACGGUUACUCCGCCAGAUGCAGAAGGGGAAGCUGAACGAGGCCGACAAGCGGCAGAGCGUCUUGAACAAGGCCCUGUUUGACUUUGUGCAGCCCAGCUGCGGGAUUUUCCUGAUUUUCUGCGUCAACCCGCUGCUCCAUUCCCUGUGCUACACCACGUCGACGCUGCAGAUGGCGGUGGAUUGCAAGACAAUUAAGCAGAAGCGAAAACAGACCUUUCUCAAAGCCAGCUCGAAAGAAACCGGCGAACUGCGGAUCUUUGCCUUGGACGGCAACGGGUUUCAGGAGGGAGGCGCAUUCGCUUCGAAGGAAAGCAAGGAGAGCUUACGGGAAACGCUGAAAGAGCACUACGACCGGGCUGUGCUGGUGGACGAUUACGAUCCUAGAGUUGUAUCCGGCCGCGGCGGCGGGGCACCCGGGCAACGCGAGGGGGAGGCGGAGAUGAGCAGUGGCACGGGUAUGUUAAUCGAGCCCGCUUUUAUGGAUGCGUUUGAAGACGAGGACGCUGUUGCAAGACUGGCUCUGGAAGCGGAGGAGGACCUCCACGCAGGAUUGGCGAGUGAAGAUGGUGCAGCUUCCGGGUCCAGCUCCUCUUUGGGGAAACAUAGAAACAAUGCCAGCGGUCGCCGUUUCCUCCACGAGCCCCAUCUUUUGCACGGCGUGAACACAACAAAUGAUGGAAAUGUGAGAAUUUCCGCGCAGGACAGUUUGGAAAAGGACCUGCUCCGCAAAAACGGUUUGCUUCUUCAAAACACAGCAGCUGCACCUCCCGGGAGCGGCGGCAGCAGCAGCAGCAAAGUUUCUUCCGCUGCCGAUUUGCAAAUGGAUCUGGGGGAAAGUGCGACGCCGAGCGGAAGCAGGAGCAAGAUGAACUACCACCACGGCAAAAAUUUGAUAAACACAACUCCAAGUGUCGGGUCCGGCUCCGCGUCUUCUACCGUGGUGUCGAGCGAGGUCUACUGCCGGCUGAAGUCGAAGUACAAAGCCAUGAAGCACCUACACCAGAAAACGAUCCAAGUCCUGGUGAACGCGAACCAAAAACUGCACCAAGAGGCGGAGGAAAUGAAGUUAAUGAAGUGGACGGAAGAUAGAAAUACGAAGAAAGUGCCAGAUCAAUUAUCAGGUGCAAGCUCUAUCUCUGCAUCCGGUGACGAGGGAGAGGUGGAUCCGCAAGGAGCGAGAAGAAGAAAAUGCAUACGCAGAAAUACGAAGAAAAUGCAUACGCAGCAAGGAGCGAGUAAGCGAGCCUGUGAGUGCGGCUCGUGCCUUGGUGCGGGAGCUAUUUAGUUAACAGAAUCCUGACAUGCAUGAACUGGGCAGCGGACGCGUGAGAGAAGACGACGCUUUUCGUUUUCUUUCAUUUCUACGCGUAUGGGCUUAGCGCACCCACCCCCGCAGCUGUCGAGCAGCUUUGCUCAUUCGGCAACUUUGCCUCUCAGUCACACUUGUGACUCCACGCUUGUGGGAUUUUGAGCCAGCUUUGGCUUCGCCUAUUUUGGCCUUCGCUCUUAAUCACACUUGUGACCGCUUCGCUUGAAGCGCUUUUUGCCAGCUUUGGCUUCGCCAUUUUGGCAAUUUUCAAUAGUGCGCUCUGCGUCGCUUUGCUAACCUGCGAUGUCACGCUUGUGACACUUUACUUCGUCUCUCAUUGCCAUUUCUCUUUGCUACAUCAUUUCAUUUUUUCCGCGUUGUCGCCUUAUUGGCGCUCGUCGGCCUACCCUCCUGUUCCGAGGUUCAUCCGCACGUUGUGCGGGGUUCUCCUCGGCUGCGGCUCCGCCACGGUGGGUCGGGGCUCGCGUCGAUGAACGCUUGCGGGAGGGCCGCCGACGCACGCCAAAUGGGCUCGCUUCUUGGAUUGGAUAACUAAAGUGCCAGAUCAAUUAUCAGGUGCAAGCUCCAUCUCUGCAUCCGGUGACGAGGGAGAGGUGGAUCCGCAAGAAGCGCCACCGCCGUCCGUCCGCUGGGUUGGAAAAAAGAACUUUCAUCUGCUGAGCCAAGCAGCCAGAAGCAUGACGACAAACGAGCGGAUGAAGAAAGCGGAGAAAGAAGAUCACACGUUGGAAACGAGUACUGCUGCUGCUCAAACUAUCAUGCCCUCUUCAGCCACCUCCUCCUGUUCGUCGAGUAGAGAAGGUUCGAAAAGGGCACCAGGGAAGAUGCCGAACAGUGCGAGGAUUUUUAAAAAGCCGGCAAAAAAGUUGUCAAGCAGGAAAGGGAGUGCAGAUCUUUCCGACAAAAAUGCAGACGCACAUGUUGCCACAGGCGUAGAGGGCGUAGGUGCAGGUGCAGCAUCACGGAAAAAUAAGUCCACCUCUUCGGACCAUGACGAAAAUAACGGCUCUUCCCACAUCGAUCUGCUCCGACUGCACCGGCUGAUGGCCGCUGGUGCUGGACCACCAGCAGGCGCUGCUUCAACAGGACCCCCGUCUUCGCGACGAGCAGCUGCACCGGAGACACCGAGCGCCUUGUCCAACGCCAGCAGCCGGAGCAACAUCCUGCGGAUAUGCAAUGUAAAUUUCGUGUACAUGUACAAAAUGCAUGACAAAUUUCGCUACCUUGCAGAGCCCAGCUUGUCAUGCUGCACUAGAAUUGAAGGCAAGUUUUGUCAUGCAGAAACCACAUUUGUACGUGUACGGGAAAUUUACUGUGGAUAGCGGACCCGCCGGUCCGCCCGCAUCACCGCGGACGACAUCGUCGCGUCACGACAAGGUAUGGAAGCGUCAGGAUUGAAAUCGUCAAAGUUGAAAUAAUUUGUGAUGCAUAAAAUGCAACCCACAGAGCGCCUGUCUUGCAGAGUAGGCAAGGGAGGCAUAUUGCAAGCCUGUUGAGGGGUAGAAAUAGAGCUGCUAAAGUAGCAUGACAAAAGGCGUCUUCUUUACCCAAACAGCAUUACAAACUGGAUUUAGGUACCGCCAAAACUUGUCAUGGGCCACUUGAAAACUGGGCUCCAACUGGCAUCCAUUUUAUGCAUGACAAACUAUUUCAACUCUGACGAUUUCAAACCUGACACAUCCAUACAAGGUAGAGCAAGUACACGAGAAAAUAAAGCGUCGAAAGAGCAACAAGUAGAAACGCCACUUCUACUGUCGAGUGCCGACCACAGUGUGCAUUCACUUGCGCAACAAGUGGCCCCGUCUGUGGCUAAUAGAACUGGUGGUCGUGGUGCACCGCGAGCAGGACCACAUCACCCUGGGCGCCGUCGUGCCGAUUCCGGUGAUACCGGUGAAGCAGCGGCGAAAGUCGAGGAGUCGGUGUCCCGUGUGGCCCGGCGAUUCCUACGAAGUGUGGACGAUCACGUGGGUGGCGGGCAGAAUUCCGUAGCGGAAAGCAAAUUACACGCGUCAACCAAGUCCUCCUCCAAAGCUCGUCGUGCGCACAGUACUUCUCAGGCUAGCUGCAAGAAAGCCGACGAGCAGGCGGCCAAGAGGAAAAUUUAUCACACGAUUUUCACACAAGGCGACCAAGAGGUUCAGGGCGGUGACGAGCAGGACGACAAACAUCUUGAUGUUGAAGACGACGCUGGUGCGCCGCUUGAUUUCUUCCGCCACGGUCCUCGGUCUCGCGGUCCGUCGAACGCGACAAGCAGUCACCAGGCAAACAACGUCUCCGUUUUUUCAGAGCUGGUAGACUCUACUUCAGAAGAAAAUCAUCGGUUCGACUUCGAGCAAUUUCAUUUUGAAGAUGGAAUGGGAAAAGAUAAAGAAAAGCAGCAUGACCAUCAUGUAGUUGAUCCAGAAAUUGCUUUGUCGCAAGAACAUGUCCUUGAGCAACGCGCGUCCUACAGCCGGCUGUAUCGAAGUGCGAACUCGGCGUCAGUGCUUGAUUACUCGGACGACUCCGCGUCAAAUGGAGAGGAUGAAGAUGCGGAGGACGAAGAAGCCGCGCAGCGGUCAAUGAUGCUAGUGGACAAAAGUACAGGUACAGCAGAAGUAGAUGCUGAAAAAGAAAACGCGCAGUCAAUUCUCGCCAAGCACGUUGCGGAGCAGCACGAGAGCAUGCUGACCGCCGAGGGGGGAGAAGAAAUUGACCGCACAGUAGGAAGCCUGGAGCAAAUGUCGUCGUCUAUCCGAAGAUCUUUAUCGGGAGAGGUAAAUUGUACAAAAAUCGUCCGCCGAGCCAGUGAUGGUACGAUGGACAACGCUUCAGCAUCAGCUUCCGAAGGAGAUCAUGACCAUAGCUCGUCUAGCAGUGCUACGGAAAAACUAGACAACAGCUCCGGCUCCUCCGCAACCCAUCUCGACCUCCAGAACAUCAAGAUAGAACACGUUGCAAAUCUAGCUCCGUUCACAACGACGACGGACACCACGUCGAAACAAGAAUUGCCAAGCAACCUACUCGCCCUCGCACCGGUCAACAUGGCGGACUGCUCGACGGCGGCAGACCCCGACGCUGUGGAGCACGAUUUUCUUAGUCGAGUGCUCAAGCCCGAGGAGGUGGUGUUGUCGCGAGGAGGCCAGGUGAAAUUAUCCAGCGAAAGUGCAGUGAGUGCCGCGGGGACGUCUUCCUGCACAUCCUCGUCGUCUGCAAGUUCGGCUGUUGGCGACGAUGAAAACGACGAGACUAUUGACGCCCGUGCUACUUCAGUGCCGAGGAGAACAAUACAGCAAGAGCUGCUAGAAGCGGAAACCAAACAGCAGGAAGACCAAAAUGUCAGUGCUGGUUUUCGGGCUGCUUCCGCGUCUCUGUCGUCAAUCAUGAAAAGAGCUACUUCUUCUACCAGUGCAGCUGCUACUAGUACUAGCAACGUAGCUGUAGCUGUACUACCCGCGAACAAGCCGCCGCCCGGGCCGGGUAGUUCGUCAUCGCUUUCUGAACAAGAGAAGAACAGCUCUGGCGCUCUCAACCACGCCGGGGCUCAUCAACCAGCGGCGGCUGCUGACCUCUUCGCGAUCCACGCCUCGCCCCAAGCCUCCCCGAUUUUGGCGCUGAGCGAGCCGGACCGGGAUCAGGACAACAUGCAGUCGUUCCUCUCGCCUGCUAUCACGACGACCGGAGGCGGCAAUUAUAUCGCGAACGGGACUUCAACUGUUGGUGGUAGGGCGGCGGCGGGGGGAGCGACCGCGUUAAUAGACACUUCCAGUACGCGCCUGCUUAACGACGCAGUCCUGGCUUCGUCCGGGGAACAGAACGACUUGUCGCCGAUCUUCUUCUACUCCUACGGGGCGGGGGGAGGAAGAUUGGAGGACGACCAGGUAGUUUGUGUCUGUCUCUGUGCUUUUUGAACCUUUUAGCUGAUUUUCAUUUUUGCGUACUAAAAAAAUGCUUUCGUGAAAUUCAAAUUUAGUACAAUUUUCAGCUUCCGUUUCAGCUGCUGCCCACUUCCACUUGCAUUCGCCCAGCUGAUGUCUUCAAUCUGGAGCACGGCGAACAAGAAGUGGUCUGCAAAGUAGUCGGAGAAAAAGAAAUCUAAAACUCACUGCAUCGUUAUAUCAUCAGGUCGCAGAUCAUCAUGUUGGUGCUCCAGAACAUCACACGAAGAACUCCGACACCUUCGACAAGAAACGGGAGGACGUGCUGUCGCACGAAAAAUCUGCAAAGAGGUCAUCCGCUACAACCCCGGCGUCGAAAGACAACUACAAAGAGGAUGCUACAAGCCCCGGCCUGGAGUUUUUCUCAGGCGCGAAAAUGGUGAACAGCCCGGGUCUCAACGCCGUGCCGCCGUUGACAAGCCCUCGCGACGACCCGACUAGUUGUACGGAUCCUGCACGAGAAGUAGAAGCGGUAACAAAGAUGCGAGAGCUGCCUGGCUCGCCAAAAGUCAGUCACUUCUCUUUGGUCGAAUACAGCAAUAAAGAGAAGGCCACCUGCUCCUCCUCCUCUUCGCGGCAGGAAGUGCGUAGUAUUAAAGGCGCUUCCAUUGAUGUGUCGGAAGCAGGUGCAGCAGGAACGGAAUCGACAUCGAUCGAGGAGGUAACUCUAACUGCAGGUCACACAGCGUCCAGCUUCGUCCCGAUCCCCGUUAUUUCGAAGACCGGGAUCGCAACGAGUAGCUCUUCAACCAAAAAGCAGUCGAACCAAAUUGAACCAAAACUCGAUGCUGCGAAGCCGAAAAGCCGCACGAACCGCUUCCGCCCUCUCGAGCAGGAGUAUCCACUAUCCGCGCGCGCAAAGAGCCAGUUGUUCGGCGACGGCGCGGCUGGUACAACGAGUAAUUUGAUGGCAAGAAGGAGAAGCAGCGCAGAAAGCAGAGUUACCGAAACAACGGCACGAGGGCCGGCUGUUGCAGUCCAUCAAGAAGAACCAGCCUUGGAUCAACGUGUUAAGAACACCAAAAAGUCGUCUGCCUCCGCAUCGCCCGUGGACUCUGAGCAUUCUUCCACUCGAGCGAAGUCCGGCACCCCCUCGCCAGUGGAUCCCCAGUCGUUUUUCGGGAAAAGCAAGCGGCAGCUGUUACGCGACGUGAUUCGGUCCGCGGACCAGCAGCUGGCGCAGAAGGAGCAGGCAUUGCAAAGGCAGGACCAUAAUUAUGGUGCGAAUGUGGAUGUGGAAGCUGCAAUGAAGGACAGUAACUCAAACGGGAAGCUGCAUAGCGCAGACAUCGUACUUUCAAAAACCGAACGGCGUACUGGAUUCAAACGCCCGCCGAAAGUGGAACGAGCGGCACUGUCUACCUCACGAGAGCAAUCCCAACAUGCAGUUCUGACGGCGCAAGCCACAACAUCUCCAAGGGUUGACACUGCAAACAUUCUCCUACCAACUGCGGCAAACAUGUACAACCAGCACUACAACAAUACCGCAGCUGGAGUCGUUCAUCUUGCUGGGCAAACGCAUUUCACGAACACGACUUCAGUCCCGGCAGGCAACAGCAGUCCGUCGUCCGCCCGACAGCCUGCUUUCUUCGAGCAACUGGGGACGCACCGGCCGGGCGACUUGCACGAGGAACACGACGGCUACAACUUUAACCGCAUUGUCGGAGAGUUCGCAGGGGCGUCGCCCUCCGUUGCCGCCGCGAAUUACGACCACGCGUCUCGGAUCCGGUCGCCGAUUGAAUUCGGGAACAACGGUGGAGGAGGUCCGCUCGGGCUCGUGCAACAGCUGCAUCUGAACAGUAACAACCAAUCCGGCGGUGUUCCUGUUAAUAAUCUGUACUUCCAGCGAGAACCAGAAGCGGGCUCGUUGGCGAGUUUAGACCUUGGUUUAGGAGGUGGACGAACAGGCCAAGAUGGAGCUGCUGUAGCGACGCGUCGUCCUUCUUACGGAACAGGUUUCGCCACGGAUGUGUAUAUGGAGUCCAUGCAAGCCCAACAGCAGGAGGAGGAGUUUGCCCCGUUGGCGCUGCGGAGUUUCGAGCCCCAGGGCUACUACGACACGAACACUGCGGCGCCGCAGCGACGCAUGCCCGCGCCCACCCAGCGAGAACAGAUGACGGCGCUGAGCGGGGUGAGCGCAGUGACGUCCGGCGGGGGGUCGUCGCGGUCGUCGUCUAAAGUAGGCAGUGCGGUGAAUGGUAGUUCUCCACCUCCGGCGAUUCCCGUAGUUCCGGGAACAAACCACGGGGGUUACCACCACACCCACCUAUUGCAGCGCAGUCGGAGUUUGAAUGGCUUCGCCACAAUUUCCGAGAUGCGGGAAAGACAGGCGCUGGAACGGGAGCGGGCGGGGACCGGGGCGAGUGAGCAAAAAGGCAUUUCUCCGCUGGACACGCGGCCGGACAUCUAUUUCGGUACGCCGCUGCUGGAGAAAGAUCCGAGCGCGCGGUCAUUUGUCUCGGUGACAACUGAACCGGCCGAACAGAACCUGCAUUUCGUGUCGCCAGAGAAGAUAAGCAUGACUUCUUCAUCGAAGCGGAACAAGUUCGUCCCGUACAAUCACGAUCGCGGUGGUGUUUCUACGAUCCAUGGUGCUCUUGGAGCGGGUACGACGCAUGGUGCCAGGCAGACCGGUACAGCGAAUACACAGUACACGCCAGGGCCAGACUAUCGCCCCGCCCAUUAUUCAACUUCAUACGCGGCCUCCUCCUCAACUCCCUUCGUUCCUGCGGGGCAGCAGCAAAUAAGCCACGAAGGAGGUCCACCUCCGCCAAAUUUUGUCAUAUCGACCGAUCCUGGUCACCAGCAACAGCAAUCACAGGCCCUGCAGCUCUCCACGUCUGCUUUGCUGCUGGACGAGCUGUCUUUUGUGGACGACGCGAAAAAUAACGGGUCCUUCGGGGACCAAGUUUUGGUUGAGGACUCCUUGAUGUUGCGCGGCUCCACGACCUCAUCCGGUGCUGCAACAGGAGGUUGUAUCGCACCACAGCUGCAGCAGGAGAGUUCUACUUUGUUCACACAACUGGACCACGCCGAGUCCCUCGCGCAGCGAAGACAGGAACUGCGAGAUGAGGCGUGGGAGGCGAUGCUGAGAAACGAGGUGCGAUCGCCUAGCGACGGGGAGGAGGACGGGCAGGCCGGGAAAAUGAGUGCAGCUGCUCCGAACUUUGUUUUUUUCGGGAGUAGGGACAGCGAAAAUGGAAAUCAACUACAAACAGCGGGAGCAGUGCCUGCUGUCGAUGUUGUGCGAGAACAAGAUAACGAGCAGGACGAGCCUGCAAAGCAAACUAACAAACCUUUGCGAAGUAGUUCCUUCACACUGUCCGCACCCUUGUUGGAGGAUUUGAGGGCGAUUCCGGAGGAUGGUGAGUUGAUUUUUGACGGCAGCGCUGUGAAUUUUGGUCGCGGUGGGCGAAUCCAAAGCAGGGAUUUUACUGGUGCGGAUAAUUCAUGUACGACUUCAUCAUAUUCCGCGACGAACAUUGCCGACCAUUUCGUGCCCAUCUAUGUCCCUCCGAAAGACAGACCGCAGGAGAACAAAUGAAGUUCGAGCAACUUCUGGUUGAGCUGUUAACACGAGCUUGAGCAGAACUUUUUCAUUUUUCUGUUAUGACGUCCUCGACGUCCUGUCAACAUCUUCGAGUCCACGAUUGUAUUCUGCGAAAAGCUUUCACUUGUUUUCCCUUCGACUUGUUGUUGUUUUCUUUUCUCUGCUGUGUCGUGGUCGUUGGUCCGAGUCAGUGCCCGAGCCCCUGCACAGUGAAAAAAAUAUA